UGAUAUUCAGCCACAGUAUUCACAUAUAACUCCCGCCUCUCCCUCCAAUCCCCUCACUAUUCUCCUCCCAAAUGCCUACCUCCUCACCCAGAGUAAUAUAUUGGUUCCGCACAGACCUCCGCCUGCACGACUCCCCGGCCCUCAUCCACGCCCUCUCCCUCUCCCCCUCUAUCCUCUACCCAAUCUGGACCUGGGACCCUUACUACGUCUACCACUCGCGCAUCGGCUCCAAUCGCUGGAAAUUCCUGCUGGACUGCCAAAACAAUCUCUCCGCCUCCCUCACAGCCCUCAAUCCCAAAUCCAAACUCUUCGUAAUAAGAGAGGCACCGCAAACGCUGUUUCCGAAGUUGUUCAAGGCGUGGGGUAUUACGCAUCUUGUGUUCGAGAAGGACACGGAUGCGUAUGCAAGGGAGAGGGAUGGGAGGGUAAUUGAGUUGGCGAGGGAGGCGGGGGUGGAGGUUAUUGUAAAACCGGGGCGGACAUUGUAUGAUUCCGAUGAGCUUGUGAAGGAGAACAAGGGCAAGCCUACGAUGAGUAUCAAUCAAGUUCAGGCUGCUGGAGCGAAGAUUGGAGACAUCCCUAGACCUCUACUCGCGCCGAAGUCUCUCCCUGAUCCUGGGGAAACUGAUUUGGAUUUCAAACAAGAGAGGCCGAACCGUGAUCAUGAUGCCAAUUCUAAUCCAAGGAAGGAAAUCGAGAACACGUAUUCUGCGCUGGCGGGUCCAAACGGCGAUUUCGCUGUCCCAACAGUAGCAGAACUGGGAAUCCAAGAAGCGUCGACACCUCAUCGAGGAGGAGAGACAAUAGCGCUCAAAAUUUUAGACGAAAUUGUUGCAGACUCAGACUACACCGCAACAUUCGAGAAACCAAAGACAGCCCCAACGGCUUUCGAACCCCAAGCUACUACACUCCUAUCCCCGCAUUUGCAUUUUGGCAGCCUCAGCUGUCGCGAAUUCUACUGGCGUGUACAAGGCGUCGUUGACAAGUACAAAGGCAAAGCCUCGCAACCGCCCACAAGCCUCACAGGCCAGCUCCUAUUCCGUGACAUGUAUUUCGGCGCGCAAGCGUCGUUGAAUUAUUCCUUCAGGCAGACAUACAACAACUCGCAAUGCCGGUUUAUUCCGUGGCAUCUUCCUUCCGAAAUCGACUCCAAAUCUGGCCUCAUUACUGGGAAGUAUCACAUAGAUAACCAGGAAGCAUUGGAGUGGUUCACACGUUGGCGAGAAGGCCGGACUGGAUUCCCCUGGAUCGAUGCGCUGAUGCGGCAGUUGAAACAGGAGGGUUGGAUACACCAUCUAGGUCGACACGCUGUAGCCUGCUUUCUUACUCGUGGCGGAUGCUACGUGGAUUGGGAAAGAGGUGCAGAGGUCUUCGAAGAAUGGCUGAUUGAUCAUGAAGCUGCAUGUAAUAUUGGAAACUGGCAAUGGCUGUCGUGUACGGCUUUCUAUUCCCAAUUCUACCGCUGCUAUUCGCCAAUCGCAUUUCCACAGAAGUGGGAUAAGGAGGGUAAAUUCGUGAGACGUUAUUGUCCAGAGUUGGCGACGUUUGAUGCGAAGUAUAUUUACGAACCGUGGAAAGCGCCAAUCGCGGACCAAAAAUCCUGGGGUUGCUUGAUUAAGGGUGAUGGAGAGCAAAAUGAGGAAGGGAAAUUUAUGGUAUAUCCAAAUCCGAUGUUUGAUUUUCCAGAGAGGAGGGAUAUCUGUAUACGGGCGAUGAAGAACGCAUAUUCCGUUGGUUUGUAUGGCGACGAUCCAAGGGUAGUGGAUGGGAGCUGGAGAAAGUUAUUCAAUAAUGCGGCAGAAGACCUAACGGAAGGAAAUGAUGGGCCGCCAGAGGGAGAAUGGAGCUAG
Lindgomyces ingoldianus is the source of this 1850-nucleotide messenger RNA. RefSeq names its product cryptochrome-2. The record is from RefSeq and is a predicted model, not a curated record. NCBI's taxonomy places the organism in Eukaryota, Fungi, Ascomycota, Dothideomycetes, Pleosporales, Lindgomycetaceae. The transcript has 2 exons. Gene Ontology annotation, biological process: entrainment of circadian clock by photoperiod; circadian regulation of gene expression. Gene Ontology annotation, cellular component: cytoplasm; nucleus. Gene Ontology annotation, molecular function: FAD binding; DNA binding. Bases 72 to 1850 code for a protein of 592 amino acids.